UGUUCCAUUGAGCUAACCUCAACAUGGCAUCCGACGGACCGCCGGGCACUGACUCUCUCCCGUCCGAUUUGGGGAGUGCUAUUGCAGCUCUGAAUACAUGGAGCAUCCCGGAUCUUCAGGGCAAGCUGGCAGAGCUGGGAGUACCCAACAUGGGUCCCAGAGAGGAGUUGAUUGACAGACUGAAGGGCUACAUGAUGCAGACUGGGAUUCUCCUGAGCAAACCUGAUGAUAAACAAAUGGGCUCCCAGGGCGAUUCCCAUGUCAUGGAUGAACACGAUCUUUUGGAGCAACAGAAAAGGCACGAGACGGCUGUGCUGCGGAAAAAAGGAUUUGAGGAGGAGAAGAAAGACAGUGACGACAGUGAUGAGGAAAUCAGGCCGGAUGCCCCAAAACUAUCCAAGAAGAAGCUGAGGAGGAUGAACCGGCUGACAGUGGCUGAACUUAAACAGUUGGUGGCUCGUCCAGAUGUGGUGGAAAUGCACGAUGUGACGGCUCAGGAGCCCAAGCUGCUCGUGCACUUAAAAGCCACCAGGAACACGGUGCCGGUGCCAAGACACUGGUGCUUCAAACGAAAGUAUCUGCAGGGAAAGAGAGGUAUCGAGAAGCCGCCGUUCGAGCUGCCCGAGUUCAUCAGGAGGACGGGAAUCCAGGAGAUGAGGGAGGCUCUGCAGGAGAAGGAGGAUGCCAAAACUAUGAAAACCAAAAUGAGAGAGAAGGUUCGUCCCAAGAUGGGAAAGAUCGACAUCGACUACCAGAAACUCCACGAUGCUUUCUUCAAAUGGCAAAUCAAGCCCAAGCUCACCAUCCACGGAGACCUUUACUAUGAGGGUAAAGAGUUUGAAACUCGUCUGAAAGAGAAGAAACCCGGAGAUCUGUCUGAUGAGCUGCGUAUCGCUCUGGGCAUGCCAGUUGGACCUAACGCCCACAAGGUGCCGCCUCCCUGGUUGAUAGCCAUGCAGAGGUACGGACCUCCUCCCUCCUAUCCCAACCUGAAGAUCCCUGGAUUGAACUCUCCCAUCCCAGAGAGUUUGUGCUCACCAAUAAACUCACCGUGUGCUGUGUGUCACUUUGUGUGUUUCAGUGGGUUGAUCACCCCGGGAGGCUUCUCAUCAGUACCAGCCGGCAUGGAGACCCCGGAGCUGAUCGAGCUGAGGAAGAAGAAGAUCGAGGAGGCAAUGGAUGGCAAUGAGACGCCACAGCUGUUCACUGUUCUCCCUGAAAGACGAACGGGCCCAGUAGGAGCAGCUAUGAUGGCCUCGACGCACAUUUACGAAAUGUCAGCGGCCAUGGCCAGUCGUAAGGCUGGCGGAGGGCAGGAGUCGCAGGGCGUGGAGGUGGCCCUGGCCCCGGAGGAGUUGGAGCUGGACCCAAUGGCCAUGACGCAGAAGUACGAGGAGCACGUGAGAGAGCAGCAGGCUCAGGUGGAGAAGGAGGACUUCAGCGACAUGGUGGCUGAGCACGCAGCCAAACAGAAGCAAAAAAAGAGGAAGGCCCAGCCGCAGGACACGCGAGGCGGCGCCAAGAAAUACAAAGAGUUCAAGUUCUAGAGGAGAUGAACCAAAACGAAGCUCAGCGAGAGAGUCGUCCACCGCAGGAAAUGAAAGAGGAAGAGGCAGAUUUGAAUUUCAGAGGAUGCACACUGCAGCACCGAUCAUCUGUUAGCGCUUUAACAGUAAACUGUAAAUCAACAGCGUGGGCGUGUCUCAUGUAGUCAGUGUCACAUGACUGUGGCAAGGUGCAUUUUUCUGUGUUGAACUUUUUAAGGUCUUGGUUUUGUUUUUGUUUUGUUUUUUUCAUGGUAACCAUGUUUUUUUUUCUUUCUUUUUUUUGUAAAUAAAUGACGUGACAACACGAGUUCACAAUC
Molecule: messenger RNA, 1864 nt
Organism: Neolamprologus brichardi
Lineage: Eukaryota; Metazoa; Chordata; Actinopteri; Cichliformes; Cichlidae
Source: RefSeq, a predicted model, not a curated record